Amphimedon queenslandica is the source of this 1328-nucleotide messenger RNA. RefSeq names its product methylosome protein 50-like. NCBI's taxonomy places the organism in Eukaryota, Metazoa, Porifera, Demospongiae, Haplosclerida, Niphatidae. Bases 42 to 1262 code for a protein of 406 amino acids. Gene Ontology annotation, molecular function: protein binding. The transcript is spliced from 8 exons. The record is from RefSeq and is a predicted model, not a curated record. Gene Ontology annotation, cellular component: methylosome.
UGUACACCACGUGGCUCGUUAAGGCGGAGUGCCCAGCCAACAUGGCAAAGCAUUUGGAUGCCAUUUGUCACAGAAAAGAUGGUGGAUUCGCUUUGGCUGGCUCUUCGUUAACUGGCAACACGUGGGAUGGUGCUUUAUGGCUGUUUAAUGAUUGGGAUCAUUACAUCAACUGUCCUAAUAUUGAAUUGGAGGCUUUUUCUACCAUCACCGGACACAAUGACAUAACAUGGCUAAACCAGUCAAAACUCCUUGUAGCGGCAGACAGUGGAGAUAUUGAGAUAUGGGAUGUCAUUGCCCCUGGGAAUAUGCUAUCAUGCGACUCUGCCCUGUAUGGAGGACAUGAUGACAUGGUCUUAACGGUCUGUGUACCGAAAGUGAAAGAAGAGAAAGAAGGAGAAAGCAUUGUUAGUGGGGGUGGGGAUGGACGUAUUGUUGUAUGGGAUGUAAGUACAGCUAAAGUAGUUUGUAAGUACAGAGCUCAUGUUGGAUGGAUUACUGAUAUUGACUAUCAUCCGUCUCAACCCAACGUCUUCAUAUCAACUGGUCUGGAUCAGACGUUAAGGAUUUGGGAUACAAGGCAGUCUUCUCCAGUGACUAUGUCUCUUAAAGCUCCUCAUCAUGCAAACUGCCUCUGUGUCUCGUGGUCAAAAUAUGAAGAUAACUUUAUUGCAUCCGGAGACGAAGCUGGCUAUCUUUAUCUUCACGAUCUCCGCCUACCAGUCAAUCCUAAUGCCUCCCCUUUCUAUUAUAGACUACAUUCCAAUGCUGUUCAUCGUCUUUCAUUCUCUCCAACUGUCAAAGGACUUGUUGCUUCUGUUUCUGAUGACUCAACAGCUAAACUGUUUCAUUUCCCCACUCAGACCACCGUGUUUACCAGCUCAUCCCAUGCUGAUUUUGUUCAUGGGUUAUCAUGGCAACAGGACUCCACCUCUUUCCUAACGUGUAGUUGGGACUUUAAGGUUUAUCGCCAUGAGUUCAACGAGAGUAUGAUACCUGAUCCUGUGACACCCUCUGUUGUACCUCUGACGGUAUCAGAAAUGCAGGACGAUUCACUUUUUGAAAAUUUUGUAGAUGAAGAUACAGUGCAUGCAGAAGCAGACAUGGCUAAAGGAAAGGGGAGAGAGAGAGAAAGGAAAAGAGACAAGACGGAAGGAACUGAUUGUAAUGGCAUGAAUGAGUCUUUGGGUUUGAAUGGAAAGCAAGGCCAGGCUGCCUUGGAAACUAAUGGAGGAACUCAUUCUGAUGUGGGGUUGGCAAAAUGAUUACCUUAUGAUAUUGAUAAUAAUAUAAUUGAUAAUAAUAAUAAUAAUACUAAUAAUAAUAAUAAU